GCAUUUUGUAGAACUUUGGCCACAGCACUAUUUGUAGUUGUCCAGCACGCUAUUCCUGAACUUGACGGGGGAGUUUGAUGAACUCACUGCUGAGGUUGGCGUCAGCAUCUCUGCAGCCCGAGGACUGUGCCUCGAUUCCUCCUCAUUGAUGCUCUCAGCCGAUAUCUUGCGAGGGCGACGAGCCUCCGCUGCAACGGGCUCCAGGAGACAAGAUGGGGAGAACGACUUCCUCAAACUCAUCGCGGUGGACUUGUCGCCGCUGGAGCUGCGCUUCGAGAACGUUUUCUCUCGUCUAGCGGCGAUCGAGAAGCACUUGAACCUAAAGGAGCCACGCCAAGAUGAAGGAGACAACGCCACCACAACGGUGUCGGAAGAGGAGGCACCAUUGAGCACAACCAGAUCGGAAGUGCAGGAUAGUGAUCAAGACACGGCGCGUUCCGGAGCAUCUAGCACCCCCGAGUCGGACUCGGGGGAAGCGAAUGAGGCCAAAUACCGCCUUGACGCCGACCCGGCUGAUACUACCGCGGACGCAAGCGAGAGUGAGGAAGUGUCCGACGUCGAGGAACCGAAGCAAAAGAUCUACACCGACGGCGUCACGCUUGCUCAGGAGAUCGAGUCGCUGCGAGCUGCGCAACUGCGGCUCAAAAUCGACCAGGAGGUGGCUCAUUCUACACUCCAGUUGGAAAUGGUUCGGCUGCGCGGUGACUUGGAGCAGAAUGUGACAACAAAUCUGCAGGAAUUUCGCGAAGAAGUGACGACCGCUUCAGCCGCCUCCAUCAGGGCGCUUCAGACCGAGUACCAGAAGCUGGCGCAGACCAUGAGCACAACUCUUGCAGAGCGACAAGUGGCGGAGAACCGCUGGAAGGCGACGUUCGAGGACACGAUCGCCGCGCGCAUCCAGGAUAUCUGGUCGGGACUGCACUCGACGUCGAGGAAGCUGCAGGAGAGCAUGCAGUUCUUGCAGUCGGAGAUGGUCACGCAGGAAGAAUCGUCGCGGGAUGUGAGCACCGUCGUGGAGUCCAUCAAGGCCUCGAGCGAGCGUCUCGACCGGGACUCCAAGAAACACGCCAAGAUGCUAGCCGAGCAGGAGAAGGACAUGGAGCACCUCCACGGCAUGUGCACGCAGGCCUCGGUUCGGCUGGACGAGCAAGACGCCAAGCUCACGGGCCAAGUCGGAUUGAUCUACCAUCACAUGGAGAACGCCAGCGCCAAUGUCCAGGGGCACAUCAAAGCGUACGACGCGUUUGUAGCCGCCACGGACAAGACGUUCACCACGCUGGCGUCGGACCUCACGGCUUGCAGCUCGACCAUCGCAGCGCACCAGUCCAGCCUCCACACCUUGAACACCGUCGUGCAGCGCCACAACGAGGACCUCAUCCGCGCGGACGAGCGGAUGGCCGCAACUGACGCGAGAAUAGGCAGCAUCGACGGCCGUGUGGCGCUGACGGAGAAGAAGCUCACGACUGCGGUCGGCGUCAUGCAAGAGCACUACCAGGAGCGCCAGCAGAUAGUGGCCGCGAUAGAAGCGAGCCUCAACCAGGCAGCUCUGGAGCGCACCUCUGUGAAGCACAUCGCGUCGGACCUGGGCUUCUGCGUCCAAGAAGUGCAGCACAAGCUGCACGAAGUGGACAAGCUCGCGCACACGACCGAGAUGGCGCUGAACCGAACCGCUGCGGAGCUGCCCAAGAUGCACGCGCUGGUGACGACCAACUCGUCCAACAUCGCCAAGAACCGCCAGAGUAUCCGCGACAUCACCACGAUGAUCGAAGACGACAGGCAGGUGGCUAGCACGCUGCGCAGUGAGUUCGACAAGGAGGUCAGCGAGAGUGUGGCCCGAUUCACGGCCGCUGAGGAGCGCGAUAACCAAGCGCAAGACGCGAUCGCCAACGCCGCGACCAGUGCGGGCCACGUCAAGGCCGAGCUGGAGGCGCGCAUCCAGAAGCACAGCAACCUCAUUCACCAACUCAACACGAUGGUGGACAGUCUGGCCAUCACCGAGACCACGGAGGACAUGGAGGACAAGAUGAGCACGUUCGCGCUGUCGUGCGCCCAGCUCGGCCUCAAGUUGGAGUUCUUCGGACGCAAGGCCAGCUCGGUCGACGGCGCGUGCGUCAUGAAGGAUGACGUCAAGGCGACGUUGGCGGUGCUGCUGACCAAAGUCAUCCGCUUCUUGGGCUCGGGCGUCUCCAUCGAGCAGAACAAGUACCUGCUCACAGCCAAGCGCUCUCAGGCCGUCGACCCCAUCACGGGCCAAGUGACCAUGGAGAUCCCCCCGCAGCACGUGCUCGAGAGCUUCCGCAUCGCCAAGGCUGCAGCGUUCUCCGCCAAGACACGCACGGCCAUGGACCAACUGGAGCCAGUGGUGCGCACCAACCGCACGUCCAUCGAGUUCCGCGACGCCUUCGAGCGCAAGCUCAAGUUUGUGCUCGAGUUCGGCCUCGCCAACCUCUUCCCGAACGUGGGGAAGCCCAAGAACCCGUUGAACCGACGAGGCGGCGACGAGUUCGGCACGUGCAUCGCCUGCGAUCGGCCCAUGGACAGUGGCGAUCCUGAGGACGACGCGGAAGACGCAGAGAUCCCAAGGAGACACAGAGCUCAACAACAGGAAGCGCCGAGGGCUUCAUCAUCCGCUAAUGACACGACGCCAGAGCAGCAGCGCAGCACGCCGCAGACCCAGCAGCAGGACACUCCAAACUCCCGCCCCAGCUCCGCGGCCGUGAGGAACCGUAUCGACACGAAGACUGCCGUCCGAGGGCGCUCUGGCGGGUCGAACGUGCGCCCCAAGAACAGCGGAGACGCGGUGCACUACGCUCCUGGAGCCAGCGAGUUCGUCUACCGCGGCGGCUUCCGCAUCCCCAAGACGCCCUCGAACGCCGCCAUGAGCGCCAGCAUCAACUCGCUGCUCAACUUGUCCCUGUCCUCCUCGACCAGUCUGGCCGUCGACAGACCUUUGGAGGAGUUGACGGGCAACGGGCCGCUGGACGUGGACAACUCGUGCCUGGAGAAGGUGGCGCUGCUGGGCAAGCACCAAGUGGUCGAGAUCCCGUCCAUCUCCGCGCGGCGCGCCCUCACACGGCUCCGCUGCGCAUGA
Molecule: messenger RNA, 3091 nt
Organism: Phytophthora sojae
Lineage: Eukaryota; Oomycota; Peronosporomycetes; Peronosporales; Peronosporaceae
Exons: 2
Coding region: 149-3091 (980 amino acids)
Source: RefSeq, a predicted model, not a curated record